GCCAGACUCCACUUAAACCAUCAUGUCUACUGAAGGAAAGCCCAUCACCUGCAAGGCAGCUGUCGCCUGGGAAGCCGGCAAAGACCUUGUGAUUGAAGAAAUCGAGGUUGCUGCUCCCAAAGCCAAUGAAGUCCGCAUCAAGAUUGAAUGGUCUGCGCUCUGCCACACAGAUGCUUAUACCCUCUCCGGCAAAGAUCCAGAGGGUAACUUCCCAUGUAUCCUUGGACACGAGGGUGGUGGCGUGGUUGAGUCGAUUGGCGAGGGCGUGACGAACGUUCAAGUUGGAGACCAUGUGAUUCCGUUGUAUACUGCAGAAUGCAAAGAAUGCAAGAUGUGCAAGUCCGGCAAGACCAAUCUUUGUGGUAAAGUACGGACCACGCAAGGUAAAGGUGUCAUGCCCGAUGGGUCGUCUCGUUUUACAUGCAAGGGCAAGGAUUUGCUUCACUUUAUGGGAACCUCGACAUUCUCGCAGUAUACAGUAGUUGCCGAUGUCAGUGUUGUUGCAAUUGCCAAGUCUGCACCAUUGGAGAAGGCUUGUUUAUUGGGAUGUGGUAUCACAACCGGUUAUGGCGCUGCAACACGUACCGCAAAAGUCGAAAAAGGCAGUACCGUGUGUGUGUUUGGCGUCGGAUGUGUUGGCUUGAGCGUCAUUCAAGGCGCAAAAGCCCAAGGUGCCUCAGAGAUUUGCGCAGUCGAUACCAAUCCAGGCAAAAAAGCAUGGUCUGAGCAAAUGGGUGCCACGCAAUUCGUCAACCCCAAGGAACUCGACAAGCCGGUGGAUGAGCAUCUCGUUGAAAUCAUGGAUGGUGGAUUCGACUAUGUAUUUGAUUGUACGGGCAACACCGCAGUCAUGCUACAAGGUCUCAAGUCUUGCCACAAAGGGUGGGGAAAAUUGAUCAUUAUUGGUGUUGCUGCUGCUGGUGCAGAACUCAAAGUUCGUCCAUUCCUGUGCGUCACGGGUCGUCAAAUUACUGGAUCUGCAUUCGGUGGUGUCAAGGGCCGUACCGAGCUGCCUGGUCUUGUGGAUCAAGCGCUUCGUGGUGAGAUUGACAUUGAGACGUACGUGACGCAUCGCAAGACGCUGACGAGUAUCAAUGAGGGCUUUGAAGCAAUGAAGGAAGGCGAUUGCCUGCGUUGUGUGGUUGACAUGAGCAAGUAAUAAAGAGUUUCAAGGUAGUAUAGAUUCGAUCGUACCUGCUUUACCAUCAAACAAGUCAAUGACUGAUUGG
This is a messenger RNA of Protomyces lactucae-debilis, 1229 nucleotides long. Its product is annotated as chaperonin 10-like protein. NCBI's taxonomy places the organism in Eukaryota, Fungi, Ascomycota, Taphrinomycetes, Taphrinales, Protomycetaceae. Gene Ontology annotation, molecular function: S-(hydroxymethyl)glutathione dehydrogenase [NAD(P)+] activity; zinc ion binding. The transcript is spliced from 2 exons. The coding region runs from base 23 to 1159 and encodes 378 amino acids. Gene Ontology annotation, cellular component: cytosol. Gene Ontology annotation, biological process: formaldehyde catabolic process. The record is from RefSeq and is a predicted model, not a curated record.